AUUUAGUGAAUCUGAUGUGAAUAGCUGAACUAUACUAUGAACUUGAUUGCCUAUAGAUGGGGCUAUUGUUUAUGUGAAAGUUAAAAGCACAUUGUUUCUUUCAGGUGUCUCAUUUCAAAAGUAAAGACUUCAGUGAUAACAGUCGAUUAGGAAAUAGCAUAUUGUGAAGGGAGUCUGAAUAAAGCUGUAUCACAUAGUAAUCUACUCCAGCGUUCUCAGAGAUGGACUAUCUUGCCUGCCUUAUUGUUGUUCUCCAGUUAUCUGAAACCACAGGGGAAGGAAGAUUUGUGGAUGCAACUGUAAAACUCACCAAUAAUAUGAAUCUGGAAUGCGUCUAUCCAAAGACGGAUGGCAUGACCCAGAUGUCCUGGGUUAAGAGUAUUGCAACUGGCAAAGAAACCAUUGCUGUCUCCCACCCAUUGUACGGUGUGCAUAUUGAAGACAAAUAUAAGGACAGAGUUCGUUUUAUAAAUUCUUCCUCAAGAGACAAGUCCCUAAACUUCAUGAAGACCACUGAAGCUGACAUGGGCUUUUAUUUAUGCUCCAUAACUUUCCCAGAUGGAGUCUGGGAAAAGGUGGUAGAGGUUAUCCAAUCAGAUUCUUUUGAGGUACCUGUGCCACCAACCAACCACACGAUUAUUGAACCAGGGGGAAAUGUGACAUUUAGAUGUCCUUACAGUGUUGGAAGUUUGGUGCAGCAAGUGAUGUGGGAAAGGAUUAAAGUGGAUCGGAUGGAUACCAUAGUCCUGUGUAACUUGUCAGAAGGGAAAACCUAUGGUUCAGAUUACCAGGAGCGUGCAAUGAUAGACUGUGCUACUCAAGAGAGCGACAUUCUUGUCAUUCAAAAUGUUACAUCUUCUGACUCUGGAAUUUACCGCUGUCGUUAUGGUGGAAACAAAACCCAUGUGAUGAGCUUGACUGUCACUAGCGCAACUUUGGAUCAUCACUGGCAUAUUUUGCUCAUUGCUGGAGGGGCUGCUGCCUCAUUAUUACUACUGGUCACCAUACUGAUCAUCAGCAUCACCGCUGUUUAUCGUAAAAAAAAGAAAAGGAGAAGGAUCAUGAAGGCCCUGUCGAAAGCCCUGUACUCUACUCAGACCCGGCCCAGUAACAGUUAUGGAAGAUCCAACUUUUGUGGCGCACCAAACAACAGAAGAGGCGUAGCAUCAGUAUCUGGGGCGAUGGACGAGAUUUAUAUCAACUACAGAGACUUCUCACGCAAACCUAAGACAAGAACAUGAGUUUCCUUCUCGUGUCUGAAUAAAAUAACCAACGUAGAAGUACAGGCUUUGGAGCAUAGGCUUUAUUUUCUUUGUACCAGACGGACCUUUAUUUUUUUUAGUCUCCAUCAGCUAAGUGACUUUGAUUUAUCAGUGCAGCAAGAGAUUAUUUGUUUGUCUAUAAUUUACAUCUUCUGAGACUUUAUAUUUUAAACAAUCAUUUUGGCAGGGAGGGAGGGAAUAAAUGAAGAGGCCAAAUUCAGAGCUGGUGUACCUCCCAUGGCACUGGAACUGCAUCUGCCUACACCAGGUCUGAAUUUGAUCCUGAAAGUUUAUAUGAACGAGUGAAGCAGAGGGAAAAUGUGUUUAUUUUCUGUCUAGAUCCAGGUAUUUAACAUCUGCAGUGGCACUUUAUAUUGGGUGCUUUAUAGAGUGGCAGCAGAAUGAAAUUGUUUUUGCCCACUGGUAACAUAAUACCUGCAUGUGAAGUGACAAGAUCAAAUACAUCAGGUUUCCUCUUGCCCAGAAUAAGAAGGGUUCAUGGAGCUCACCAUCCCUCCCUCUCAAUGGUCAGACAAGAUGCUCUAGCAGUCACUCAGGUCCUUAUGGUUGAGAAAAAGAAAGAAAUCUGGCCCUGAGGCACAGCAACACACUCAGGUGAAAACAAAACACAAAGACUCAGUCACUGACAAGUUAUAUUUAAUAAUAAUUUAUUAUAAGGUUUGGUUGCACAAAAAAUAAAUGAGAACAGGAGGAUACAGGAAUAAAUGAGGCAAAGCAGAAGAAAAAAGCAUGAUUAAGAACACUUACAAAAUGAUAUGUAUACAUACACAUACAUAUAUGUGUAUAUAUUCUGCAGGAACCUGCAGAAGAAAAUGCACAAUAAUAGAAAGAAACAAACAAACAAAACCAGAAGGCAGACCUGAGAAUUAGGGUCUACGCAUCCUGUUGGCCCUUUACACAAGUGCUUUUAGUGGAAUGUCUCUAGGUGUGCGCAGGACAGUCACUUUAACAUGAAGGAGGAAUCCAGGUAAGUGAGUGCUAUCAUGAAGACUAAUAGUCACAUACAGCUGCAUACUAUAGUGCCUCAACAUACCGUAUACUGUAUGUCAGGCUGAUUAGUCAUGUCUGCUUGGGCUGGUGCUCCCUUUCUCUUUAAACAUUAGUGAAAGUGGUAUUGAACUUGAAUAUUUCUGGAAAGGGGAAAAAAGUUAACGUCAUUCUGCCUAAGCAUUAGUUACCAGUUCCAUUGAGUUUGGCAGGGAAAGAGCAUUGACAGCAGCCUGAAAGCUAAAAGCACAUUAUAGUUAGCCUCUUCCGACAGAAGGCUGUUUUCAUGUGGAUAAGAAAACAGUGGUCUAGAUUCUUCUGGUCAUUAUGUGGACACGGGCGUCCCAAGCUACUGGGGAGGAUCACAGCAUUGUGCAGCUAGCCUACACUUCAGCUAAAUUGAAGUGUUGUAAGACUAAAAAUUCCUUCAAACCUAGCAUUGAAGAGUUUCAUUGUUUACCAUGUCAAAUACCAUUAGAAAACAUCUCUCUCUUUUUCUUUUGGAUCUGUGUACUACUCAACAAAUACCUAUACACAUCAUAAGGGGUACUUUUAUUUUUUUCCACUGACUGAAGGAUUUAGGAAAUGUUAGCACAUGAACGAUGAAAUUGCAUCAUAUUGAUGAGGAUACGCAGAAAUGUACUAUUAAUAAGUUGGGUUGGUUUUUUUUUUUUACCUGAGUUAUCACGUCAUACCAGAUCAUUGCAAAUUGUGCACAGAAUUACAAGUAGAACCCUGUAUCAGCGGCCUUUUCUCUAACCUAGAUCUGGUGAUCCCAUUUAUAUUUAAAUGCCAAGCUGUUAAUAUAAUGAAUUCCACUAGAUUUAUGUUUCCCGGUCAGAGCUCCGGAUGCCUCAAGAUAUAACAACCACAAAGUUGGUAGUGCCCCCCCUGUUUUUUUAGAAGCAGAGUUUUCGUUCAUAGUGCAUCCAUACUAGUCUAAAGAGUUGUUUUUACUGAGGGUGAAAAGAUGGGGAUUUUUUUUAACCUGAAUAGCUAUAGGAUCAGUUUAUUUUGGUUUGUUUCUGGUAAGUGUCCUUGAUAUUUCCUUGACAUGGUAUCUGAGGCCAUUAUAACAUUUCUGUGUACAUUUGUUUUUCAAAAUAAUUGAACAUUUUCCAGAUAUUAGGGGAAAAAAUCUAUACUGCACAUCUUGGCAUUUUGUUUAAUCUAUUUUAAUUCAAAUUCCAUAGAUGUUUUGCUUCUAUGAAGACCGUAUACAGGGAAAAUUGUGUCAACACAUCACACAUAGCAUAAUAAAAGUAAUAUAUUAAUCCUUUCCAAUAAACAGACCAAGCAACAGCUUAAUUUUGUACCAUUAUCGUAAAGCUAUAUCAGUGAACAGCAGCUGAACCCCCAAAUGACACCAUUAAAAAUACAACCUUGUCAAUAUCCUAAACUGGCAGCAAAAUCAGUAAGUUACAAAAAUCUCUUAAGACUAAAGAGCCUGGCUUGGAGAUAUAUACAUAUAUAUAUAUAUGUGUGUGUGUGUGUGUGUGUGUGCACAAGUUGUCAUUAAUACGUCAACAUUGCCAACAGACAGUUUCUUUUCUAAAUAUAGGGAAAAACUUUGCUACCACUGUGGAGUAACUGUUGGCCAGUGCUUAUUUUUCUAAUGGCAAUCACUGAAGGUGAAGAGCACAGCAGUUAGGGGAGUGGGAUUUAAAACCUCUUAAAAUGUAUGUGUGUGGCUUGAGGGACUGUCUGUGGCAAAAUGUGCAUUGUUUUAAAUUAGUGUUCUAGGUACCCACUCUGAAGUCAGACAGCUCAUAGGGCACUAUUUAUGACUUAGAUGAUCAAGCUCAGAAUUUCACAUAAUAGGACCAAAUUACAUCCUUAGCAAAUGUAAGAAAUGCAAUUCCUUUUACAGGUGCUUAUUUCCUCUAGGGCAAAAGUAUGCAACUAAAUUUUGCAAUCUCUUUUGAGCAGUAAAAUAGCAAUGAUAAACACUGCAAAUAAUGAUUGAAAUAAGUGUGAUUUCUCUCUACAGCUUAAAACAGUUUUAAAAAAAUCAAUGUCCCAUAAAGAUAACAACAAACCCCAAACAGCAGCCAGAUUGUGGAAUUUACUGAAGGCUGUUACAGCAUUACUUAUUUAAAAAUAACCAAACAACCCCAGGCUCCAGAAACAUUACUUAAAUAAAUAAAGCUUACAGGAUAAAGCAUAUUUUCAUUAAACAAAAGAAAUAUUUAAUUUGUUAAUCUUUAAUUAAGGGAACUCUUAGCAGAAAACUGGAAUUAUACUGAUAGAAGCUUUUAAGAAAGGGAAAAAAUGGCUUUUCUUCAAUGACGCAUUAAACGUGCUAUGGCUAGUUAUAUGCAUGUAUGUUGUACACAAGGAGAGAGACGUUUAAAGGAGAAGUCCUGUAAUUGAUGGCAUUAUGAAACUUUUUAAACUUAAAUACAUGUCUCUUGAAAAACUGAGUCCUCCAAAGUAAAAUAGUAUCUGAAAUUGGCCUAUUCUGGCAGCACUUCACCCUGCAGAGACAGCCAUCUUCCUGGUUCAUGAAACAUAGAAAGAGGAUUAAACUCCCACUUUAAGGUGCUUUGGGUAGAUAGUAUAGCAGGGAAUUGAGAUGCUAUAUUGAAAUAUUUCCUUUAGCUUUCUUUAUUCUUAAAAAAAAUGCUGAUGUGUUUUAAAGACAAUAACUAAUCUGCCACUUUCUGUUCCUCUUGGCUAUUCCUUUCUCUCCUGCCCAGCAGAGCGCAUUUUGUCCGCUAGUAGUUGGAGGUGUGAAGGAACGUCUGGAGGGUUUGUUGCUGAGAGGGGGAGAGGAGGGAGCUAUAAGUGUAUGUUAGGUUGUGCUUGAAUGAUUGUCAGGCAGGGAACUUGGGAUUUGGGGAAAGGUCUGGGCUGAGCUAUGAAAAGAAACUGUUUCAAAUAACAGAUCCUAGGGUGAAGAUUAUUUAUAGUCUUAAAACUUCUGGAAACCAUGAGGCAGAUUAUUUCUCAUAUCUACUUUACACCCCUGAAGUUCCAUUUAACUCAUUAGUCUAAGUGAUUGUCAUGUGGCGAUGCUUCACUGAAGUCCAAGGAGUGACAUUGAUUGACACCAGCAGAGUUACCAUGUACCUCACUGAGUUACACAGGUAUAAGUGAGAGGAAACUCAGGCUUUAAAUGCUUCCACUGAAUUCAAUGGAGUUGUAUUUGUUUAUACCAGGGCUACAAUUAGUUGCAAACGCCUUGUUUCUCCAAUUAAAUCUAAUUGUUAGCUCCCGUCUUUAAUGAUCAUUGGGUAGCAAGAUGACUCUCUCCAUGUUCUGAGAAAUUUUAUUUUAAAUCUAUUAAUUAAUUAUGAAAUUAACACCACUGAGCUGUUAAAAAUGAUGAAAUUGUGAAAUUUUAGAAAUGUGCACAUUUCCUUUUACAUGUUUUAUGUCUAGUUGGACACGAAUCUGAAUAAUUCAGGCUCCCAAUAUAAACCCUGCUCAUAGAAUUAUUUAGAUGAUGGAUAAAAUUUUCAGAAACAUCUACAUGAUUGAGACUCCUAAGUCCCAUUUUUUCAAAAGUGACUUAGGCAUUUAAGAGUAUAAGUACGAGAUUAAGUAUCGGAGGGGUAGCCGUGUUAGUCUGAAUCUGUAAAAAGCAACAGAGGGUCCUGUGGCACCUUUAAGACUAACAGAAGU
Messenger RNA from Chrysemys picta bellii (western painted turtle), 5897 nucleotides. It is a transcript of the gene CD226, whose product is annotated as CD226 molecule. Gene Ontology annotation, cellular component: external side of plasma membrane. Gene Ontology annotation, biological process: positive regulation of immunoglobulin mediated immune response; positive regulation of type II interferon production; positive regulation of mast cell activation. The record is from RefSeq and is a predicted model, not a curated record. Lineage: Eukaryota; Metazoa; Chordata; Testudines; Emydidae.